UAUGAAGACUGAUGUUUUAAUGAUCCCACACUGCUACUUUGGGGAAUUCUAGUGAUGUUUGUGAAAUUAAUCGGAAACGUUUGUUCACUGUGUUUCUUUCCUCGUCUAUUUUAUAGAGUAGUAUUUUAGUCGUGUAUUUUCCGUGCGCUAGGUGGCACUUGUUGCGCUCGGAGCUGGUGGUUUGAGGAAUCAUCUCAGACAUCAAACGUUCUUAGCACUUGUUGGAAGGUCUGGUCACAUUUUAUAUUAGAUGGGCUUAAUUACUACGUGCUUGUUCCAAAAUACAACGUACUCAUCGUGGUCAUAUUGUGUUGCAAAACACUACAGAGUUGGGAUACAGGUAAGAUUAGGCGAGGGGUAGAUUUAUUGGGUUAAGGUGCAAGAGACGGGUCAACAGUGAAAAUAUAAAUACAGAAGUUAUAGGUAUUCAAAAACUAUAAGUGCAAUGUUAAUAGAUGUAGACAAGUGUAUUGUACCAAAUGAUUAAAAUGUAAGUACACAAUAGUUAAGGCCACCUUAUAUAAAGUUAAUCAUUAGCUUUUUGUACGUUAAGACAUUAUUUAAACCAUUUAUUUAUUUAUUUUAAUUAACCACUAAAGUUAUCGGCAAUAAUGCGCACUCCCGCUACAGCUCUGGUUAUGAAUACGUUUUUUGUGAGAAGUGUUGCGUUUUGAUUCCUACAUUCAUACUAAAACACAUGUGAUCCAUUAGUUUGAAUAUUAAAGUCAUACUAUUUUCUCCUACAGUAACAGUAAUAAAGAACUAACUUAACACAUUCAUCUGUCUACUCGUAACAGUAUUUUUUCCCUUGCAGAUAUUCUAGGUGUAUCUUCCACUAUUCUUCAGUUGCCUUUCAGAGCAUGUUUUACAUCUCCACGAGGGUCCCUCCUCCUCUGUUUAGAGCGCGCUCUCGGACAGCCGAGCGCGCAAAGUGAGGCAGAAGUCAAGCGGACUUCACCGAGGACUGUAUCAAAGGCUGCUGUGGCCAUGAACGCUCUUCCCGAAAAAGGAUGACAUCUAAAUGUCAGUCUUCAGACGUCCUGCCGCAAAACCUGACGGCUGGAACCAUGAUGUGGGAAUCGAACCUCUCCAAAUCUUCACAGGACGGCGCUGGCAAGGGCGCCAGCUGCGGCUCCGUGUCCGUGUUUUUCCCCAUCACUAUGAUGGUCACUGGAAUGGUCGGAAACUCUCUCGCGAUGCUGCUAGUUUAUAGUGCAUACAGAAAAAAGGAGAACAAGAGGAAGAAGUCGUUUCUGCUUUGCAUCGGCUCUUUGGCGUUAACUGAUCUUUUCGGCCAGCUGCUCACAAGUCCGAUUGUCAUUUCGGUGUACAGAGCAGAUCUGAAAUGGAAACGCGUGGACCCCUCGGGGACUCUGUGCGCUUUCUUUGGGGUGUGCAUGACUACUUUUGGCUUGUGUCCUCUCUUUUUAGCCAGUGCCAUGGCCAUUGAGAGGGCCUUGGCCAUCACUGCUCCUCACUGGUACUCGCAUUACAUGAAAACCAACGUGACCAAGCAGGUUCUGGUCAUCAUCUGGUGCCUGAUUUUGCUUUUUGCCUUAUUGCCCAUUGCUGGGGUUGGAAAGUAUACUUUGCAGUGGCCGGGCACUUGGUGCUUCAUAAGUACGGGUGACAAGGACGUAACGGGAAAUACGUUUUUUGCCACGACUUUUGCUGCAUUGGGGAUAUUUUCUUUGCUGGUCACGUUGUCGUGUAAUGUUGUGACCAUCCGUGCUUUGGUUACACGUUGCAGGACGAAGGCUACCUCGACCCAGUCGUCCAAGCAAUGGGAGAGGUUAACUACAGAGACUGUUAUUCAGUUGAUGGGCAUUAUGUGUGUGCUGUUGACAUGCUGGUCACCUCUACUGGUCCUAAUGUUGAAGAUGAUCUCAACCCACACAUCCUCACAUCAAUGCAAUUCCGCUGCUGUAUCUCUCUUAUCCCAGGACCUACAGAUGGACUGUAACUUCUUUCUCACAGCCAUACGUCUGGCCUCGCUCAAUCAGAUUCUGGAUCCAUGGGUUUACCUGCUCCUGCGAGAGAUUCUCCUGAGGAAGUUCUGUCAGGUGGCCAGUGCAGUAUCCAAGUGCUCACUGGAUGCACAGAAAGACACUCCUGUAGACACCCUAAAUAAAAAGGCCAUUCAGAACGAUAAUGUUCACAAACAGUCCCUGGACAUGGAGAACAGUAACUUGAAUGGAGGAAAUGAAGAACAGUGACUUGAGGAAAAAAUAGCAAAGGAUAUAUUCACCCAUGGUCAGAAUGAUGAGCUGGAAAUUUUCUAGAUGCAUUUAUGGAUUGUUGUAUUGAUGUAGGGCGAUGUCAGCAUGCUACCAGACAAAUGCGUCACUCUUUUGGUGUCACAGUCAAAGAGAUUUUGCUCAUGGUUACUCAGCAACAUUUCGAAUGCAGCAAAAUGGCAAGACCUUAAGAUAAUUACAUAUGCAGUGUUCCUCACAACUGUGGAAUAAUCAAAAAUAUCACGCAUGUUACAAAUGGUAAUAAAUUGUCCGAAAGGUGUGGGAAUCCUGCAUAUACAACAGCAAUAUUAGCAAAUCAGAAUAAAAGCGAGAUCAGCUGAUGUUUGCCAGCUCCCAUGGAGACUGUUUAUUUUAAACUGCAUUCAGUGUAGGUACUAUACAGCAAAAGCCUUUUAUUCAUCUGCCAACUGCAAGAAAAAAAUGAGGGAAUAUUUCUUAACGUUAAUUUCUGGUCUGUUAUAUAACAUUUCAGAGCGGUUUAUUGUGCAGUAAAGCGCUGAAUGGUUCUCGGAUGCUUUUCUCUAAACUCCUCAUCCUCGUGGCUCAUUUUAAACCUCUCUUAAACUCUAAAGUUCUCUUUAAACGUAUUGUGUGCAUUUCUCAACUCUUUAUGCUGGUAACUGUAACCUUGGGCACAUUUAAUUGAAUUCCAUUCUUGAGGUUCAGUUAAAUUCCAGAGGAAAGUAAAUGUAAAAGUGCAAAGUAAUUUAAUAGUUUAGUGAGAUACUUCCUGGCCUUGGAACAGUCCGUUCAGAGUGUUCAUUUUAAUAGCCAACUUUUGACACACAGAAUGCCUCAAGGUGCUGCAUCUUUUUAUGUGCAAUAUUCUUGAUCAUAUCAAUUGCCACCAUAAACCAAAAGACUUUUAAAUUCAAACGGAAGGCAAUUUCAUAAGAUGAUGAUUAGUCUUUCAUGGAAAUAGCUUUUUUAUACCAGUUGUUUUCAGGAGGCCAUUAAAGCUUUGAUCUGUUCUUAUUUUGCAUCCUUUUAGUGGUAAAUUACAUGACGCAUUGAGGUAGUUUGACUGGAAUGACUGGCGCAGCUGUUUUCUAUUAUUCUUGGCUGAUAAGACUGCAUGCAGUAAUUUUUGUUUGUUGAAUUUAUUUUAACACAUAAAUUAUUGCCAAGGAUGAUUGAAGUUGUUCUUCUAAUUGGGCCCUUCAGCUGCACAUCUGUAAUUAUGCAUAUUGCCAUGUGCUACUGAACAUCAUCUUAGCGUGUUAUAUGUUUCCACUGUGCAGUUGGUUUUUGUUAUAGAGGAUUAUCAUUUAUGCUCAACAGCAGGUUAUAUUCAUGGCACUCUGCAUAUACACUUGUGAUAUAGGAUACAAUAUUAGAAAGAAAAGAUUAAUUGUAUUUAAAGAAUAAUUUAAUACUGUCAAAAAAUAAUGUUUUAUAAAGCACUUUCCUUGUGUUUCAAUCGCUCUGAAACCAGCUAAAACUCUACGACACAAAAAAAAUUUGUGCUAAUGAUUUUACACACUGCCGAUGAAAGGAAAAUGAGCGAGAACGAUGGAAAAGGAAGAAAGGGAAAGGCAACGUAAUGUGUUUUCCUAGAGGUCGGAGCUCUGUGAAAUCAGUGAAUGUGAAAAGGUGCCGUGACCAGUAAAUACAUUUGGAAGAUCGCAUAAGGCAGUAGGAAAUUGCUAGUUUUCUGUUUCCACCAAAAAAGGUCUCUUGGCACAUCCAAAUAUUAACCUCGGAGAAAACUGUGAUUUCUGAUUGCUCUGGAAAUUAUGUGGGUUUUUGCAAAAGUACAGUUUUCAGUGGGAACCGGAAUACUUUUGUAAAUGGAUAUAACAUUUGACAUACGCGCUCAGGCGGUGAUUACACUGUAAAAUUAAUGAAACUGACAUGGGACUUAAUUAAUAGUGAAAUGAAUGUGGCUCAGGCUGCACUGUCAGAUGCCUAGUUGUGCUUAACUUGCUGUUGUCCGCUUGGGUAGCUGCAGAAUACGGCAAUGAAAAAAUAGUAUGACUGCAUACUAUUUCAUUGCCAAAUUAAAAGUUUCAGUGUAUCCAUGAGCAGAAAAGCAGGUUUCCUGUCAGCUCAACGGUGCAUUGAACUGAUGCACAUCUGACUUGUUGCCAUUCAGUGCUUUCCCUGUAUGAAUGUGACUGAUUCCUAUUUAGUCCACAGUUGUACAGUCUAUACUAAAGCUGAUCAGAGCAUUGUAUUUAUGUUGCCAAAGGCAUCUUAUCUGAGUUUCUUUCAUAUAGAAAGGUUUAUUCAUUAUAUUUUUCAUAUACUUGCCCUUAAAAGCCAUUUGGUUUAAUUUCUGAAUAUACAGCUUUUAAGGUUCAAGUAAAAGCACCAUAAAAAAAAAAAAAAAAAAAAACACACCCCACAUAAAGAUAAUGUAUGGCCUCAGAGGAAAUAUAUAAUUAAUGCAAACAUUGUAUUGAGUAUUUUGAUGUUGCUUUUGAGUCCCUUUUGAAGCCCCUGUCACCAUUCUUUGUAAUUUCGACAAAAACAAAACAUCCAUUCAUUUAUUAUCCAAACUGCUGCUGCUGUUUAGAGAUGAUGGGAUAAAAUGUACUAGAAUUUGCAAUUGAUUCUUUCUUGUUUAUGUACUAUUUAUUACAAAGGCUUUUAUAAAUUUUUAUGUGUAAUUAAGUAUCAGUACAUUUUUGCCAAUGUAAGUGGAACUACAGAGCACCAUUGAUUUAUCUGUAAUCAUAAUUCAUAAUAUAUGUACAGGCAAUAAGAGUUGCCAGGUAAUGUUUGCAUGUGAAGCCACCAGCAAAUCAUUUUAAGAUCAUAACCCACCUGUGAAUGUCCUAAUGCCAGAUGCCAAAUUACGGAUGCCACGAAGUGUGGCAAGUCUGCAUUACAAACAACAGGGUUUCAUGAAUGUAUUUGGAGUUUUACAUUUAUUUAUUGUGUAAGACAACGUGUACAGCUCUGGGACUCCGUUCACAGCUAGAGCUGUCAUUAGGCUUGUAUCAACAGAUGGUCGUGGCGCUGCUUGUGUGUUUUUGAUAAGAAAUGUUUGCAUAUGCUUGCAACUGUUUGACAUGUCUACUAACUGCUCUGAUGUGCUUGCCUUGUAAUGAUGCUUCUAAAGUGUAUCAUUAUUUGAUUCUUGCUUUUGCAUUUUCCAUUCACCGCGAUGGACUGUGUUUCAUGCCAUUAUUAUAAUUUAAUCUGUUAGGGGCUUGGGGUAUACCAAAGUGCUUCUGUAAUAGUAAACACCCCCGUCCACAUUUUGCACAAGUGGGUUGAAAUGGUUGCCAUAUAUUCCAUUGUUUGGUUUACUGAGAAAUUGCUGUUUUGUUCAAAUCAUUCUGUUUUCAUCAUAUAACUAAUACAUAACCAGUCACUGAUUCUCAUUGGCUAAGAGAUGGCUUCUCAUUUCCAGUCCAUCUGUAUAUUAACACUGAAAAACUAAAAUAAAUAAAAUGAGAGAUAAAAUAAAAUAAGAAGAACUCAGAUUGAUUCUAUUAAUAGAAUCUAGAGUUUUAAGAUGCAUUUUUAGGUUGACUUAUUCUCCCUUUAACCUGUUGUAGUUAUGAGUUAAUUUAAAAGAGCCAAAACUCAACAUUUCAGUCAUUAUUUACUCACAGCAGAACCUGAUUUUGCUGAGUUCGACUUGUUCCUAGGUCAACAUCUUUGUUGAUCCUGGAACGACAUUGUGAUUAGCCGAUCAGAUUUGAAGAACCAGUUUGUAGUUUUUGUAAAGUUUAGGCUUACAGUCAGUAUUUGGUGCUUGUACAUCAGUAUCAUUUAUCUAUCAUUAAAUUAAGCAUUACUCAUGGUUAAGAUUAGGUGUAGAGAUAUGGUCAAGACUAAAUUUUUGGAUUAAAAUGUUGUUCCAAAGUGAACAAAAGAUGCUGAGCUAGGAACACAUCGAACUCAGCAAAAUCAUGGACGUGCUUUACUCACCCUCAUGUCUUUCUUGAAAUCCUGCUAGAUAAUUCUUUAGCUGUUUCACGCAGGAAAGAAAAUCAUGUGGGUUUGUAAAGACAUGAGGGUAUGUAAAGAGAGAAUUUCCAUUUCUGGACAGGCUAUUGCUUUUAAUUAACAUUACAAAUAAAACAAGCACUUUUAUAUAGAAUUACAUGAAAGUUGUGUUUAUUCAGAUCUCUAGCUUAACGUUUUGCUUGAAACUGAGCUGGAGGCCAAUGGUGAAGUUUUCAAGGGGUGACACAACUCCUUGACCUUUAGACAAGACUUGUUGGUCAUGUCAUUACCACUAUUUAUGUAAAAACGUAUUGCCUGUGCUAACAUUUUUUGUGUUGUGACACAAAAGUUCACACAGAUAUAUUUAGAUGCUAUUUAAGUUUUGUUCUUUCUGGGGGUUUUUUCUUCCUAACUGUUUACACUUGAUGUGCUGAGAGCAUUUUCCAUUAAUUACAGAACUGUGAUCAGCUUUGUAAUCAGAACUGUUGCCUUUUGUUUCAGCAUUAAUGAGUUUGCCUUUGCUUCUGUAAUUGAAAACACAAGACAAAAUGCCCUCUGGUCAUCUACCAAUCAUUUAGCGAUUGUUUAAUUUGUUCACUGCAAUCUGCAAAUGAGAUUAAAGGGGUCUCAUUGGUUGCUUCCAUAAAUAAUAACAUUAUUUGGAUAAUUAGUGUUAAUCUAGCCUCUAAAAACAGUGUAGAUAUUUUGGACGUAUCAUAUUCUCAAUGUUGAAUGCUUUUUAAUUACAUUAUGUCUUGAUUAUUUUGUUAUUUUACCUCGGUGCAAUGAGAUAAAUCUCUACAGGUUCUUCUUAUGAUCCUUUAGAAAAGGGAACAAAAAUAGUGACUGCAUCAGAAGAUAAGAGACCAAGAGGCUGUUCAAUCCAUUAGUGAAUAUAGUGAAGAUCCAGCACACUGCACAACUGGCUAAUGUGGAUAAUGGCUCUCUGGCAGUCUGGCUCUCUGCAGCUGUACGUGUGCCAAGAUGCCUGCCAGACAACAAUAUCAAUAAAAUUUUAAAAUUCGUCAAUUUACAUAUUAAUGUAGAAAGAGUUGCAAUGAGGUUUUCAAAUAAAACACACUUUUUCAUAUUUGUAAUGAUCUCAGAUGUUAUAGGAUGCAGAACACUGUAUUGAUUAUUUUUCAAGUGGUGAUUCUAAAAAUCUAAACUUGAUUAUUUUAUGAUGAUGCCUCAUCUAAGUAAUAUUUUUGCAACAGUCUCUAAAGUUAAACAUGUCCAUUAUUGCUUGAGUUUCCCAGAGUCUUUAAUAUGCUGUCCUUAGUAGCUUGUUUUGUCCAUUAAAACUGUUAAGAGGUCAAAAAAAAAAAAAAUAUCUAUGAAGUUUUAUAAUUACAGUCCAAAAACAAUAAGUUGAUUAUAUUUUGUGCAAUUUGGUUUUUGUGUUUAAAUAAUUCCAGUUCAGUAACUCAGCAUUGGGUUCUUCCUCUAUACACACAUGCAUUUGUUUCUGUGAAUUAUGAGGAUUUUAAGCUGACCAAAUAAAAUGCUCUAUCCCCUAAUACUAACCUAACCCUAACAGAAAACCUGUUUGCAUUUUACUCUUUCAGAUAAACG
This is a messenger RNA of Puntigrus tetrazona (Sumatra barb), 7736 nucleotides long. RefSeq names its product prostaglandin E receptor 3 (subtype EP3) (gene ptger3). The record is from RefSeq and is a predicted model, not a curated record. NCBI's taxonomy places the organism in Eukaryota, Metazoa, Chordata, Actinopteri, Cypriniformes, Cyprinidae. Gene Ontology annotation, cellular component: plasma membrane. Gene Ontology annotation, biological process: phospholipase C-activating G protein-coupled receptor signaling pathway; positive regulation of cytosolic calcium ion concentration; inflammatory response. Bases 1011 to 2216 code for a protein of 401 amino acids. Gene Ontology annotation, molecular function: prostaglandin E receptor activity. The transcript is spliced from 2 exons.